Molecule: messenger RNA, 4776 nt
Organism: Oreochromis aureus
Lineage: Eukaryota; Metazoa; Chordata; Actinopteri; Cichliformes; Cichlidae
Exons: 16
Coding region: 1-4740 (1579 amino acids)
Biological process (GO): visual perception
Source: RefSeq, a predicted model, not a curated record
AUGAAAUUCUUCUUCAUCAUGUUCUUCUUGGGAAACAUGGUGGUUGCCAUCUGUAAGACGUUUGUUGUUGUGCUAUUUGAAGACGACUCUGAGGGCGACAGAAGGAUGGACUCUGCUGGAGUGAAGAUGGAGGCCAUUGGCCCGGCGGGACUGGCACAGCUGCUCAAGAUGCCCACCCUCACCAAAAGCUCAGGUUUUGAACCAGAGCUACGGCGAUCCAAGAGGUCAGUGUUUUUACACUCCGGAGUGAGAAUCUGCCCCCAGGAGACCAUCAGUGAGGUGAUCGCCAGCCACCAGGCGUACUACCAGCUCAGAGUUUGUCAGGAGGCGGUGUGGGAGGCGUUCAGGAUCUUCUUCGACAGGAUUCCGGGGACGGCCGAGUACCAGCGAUGGGUUCACACGUGUCAGCACGAGUCGCUCUGCAUCUCUGACCUCGCCAAAAACUUCAGCGGCUCGGAGGAGCACAUGAGCAUGAUUCAGCGGAGGAUGGACCGGCUGAGAGACAGGAGGCCUUCAUCACGGGGAGCGACGACUCCGGCACCGACGCAGAAGCUCCCGGAGAUCACAGGUCCUGAGGCUCAGACCAACGCCCCGUCAGCGCCCCCAGUGCUCGUCACCGGCACCGCCGUCCUCUUCAGUUCUACGAGUGUCUCUUCAAGCCCCGCCCCUGACACGACCCGCCCUGCCAAGGAGCUCGAAGAGGACUCAGAGCUUCCAAACGUCGUCCCAGAGAGUCUGGUGGAGCAGAUCGUGGAGUUCAGUAUCGACCUGGUGGAUCCGGGUUACAGAGAGCUGCUGGAUGACCCGGAUUCCCCUCAGUACAUCGACCUGGCACAACACCUGCAGGACCAGAUGCAGCAUGUCUUUGACAAACUUCCUGGAUUUAGAUCCAUCCAUGUGCUGGGUAUCAGGCCUGGAGGAAUCUCGGUGCACUACUCUCUGGUCUUUGAGGUCAGUUCGCCUCAAAUCACCUCUGAGAUUUCAGAGAAUGCGACUGACAGGCCCAAGUCUUCCUCAGCCAACUCUGCACUCAGGGAAAUGGUGACCAAGGCUCUGCGUGAGGAGGCGUCCCUUCCAGUCGACCUGGAUUCAAUUAACUUUGAACCAGAAAAGAUCCUCCUACCAGCAUUGAGAGCCACUGCUUCAGUUGGAGUAAUGAAUCAGUCCAGCGAGCCUGAUUCACACAACGAGUUGGAAAUUUCCACUGUGGAGCCAGAGGUUGACAAACCCUGGCCGGCAGUUUCCCUCACCCCCAUGGAGAAGGAAAAUGCCCUGGUGAUCCUGCUUGACCCGACAGCAGACCCAGAUGGUGAAGUGACAGCGGUGACCGGUGGGGUGGCAGAGGGCAGCGAUCAUCUCCCGAGCUUGGAGGACGUUACUGAUGAGUCGAUUUAUGUGAGUGAACCCGGGCCAUCAAAGAAAGAGGGGAAGGGAGAAGAAUUGCUGAUCAUUACACAUGAGAUUGAAACCAUUCAUCAUGAUGAAACCGGUGAACUUGUGCGAGACUACAUUCCCACCCCUCCUGCACUUCUUGAGCUGGAGACAGAUGCUCCCUACGUCAGUUUGUCUCCUAACCUGAUACCAGAGGGAGACCUGAGUCCUGUUGGUGAAGACAGAGAAGGUCCUAGAUUGGACACUGUUCAGAUUACCCCCACCGCUAAUAUUAAAUUCACUACAAUUCCUGCUGCAAAAGAGGCGCCUGAUGUUAGACUCUUCAUCACAACACUCUACGCCAUCACAGCCCAGCCACCCACAAAGCCAACAGUGAUACUUCAUGAAGACGAAGAAGAAAAUGCUCUUCCAGAGGACAAAGAGGAGAUCAAGAAGUAUCUGGGCCUUUGGAGCCAGAUCAAGAAAUACCUGCGCCUUCGGAGCCAGGUCAAGAAUUAUCUGCGCCUUCGGAGCCAGGUCAAGAAAUACCUGCGCCUUCAGAGCCAGGUCAAGAAGUAUCUGCGCCUUCGGAGCCAGGUCAAGAAGUAUCUGGGCCUUUGGAGCCAGAUCAAGAAGUACCUGCGCCUUCUGAGCCAGGUCAAGAAGUAUCUGCGCCUUCAGAGCCAGGUCAAGAAAUACCUGCGCCUUCAGAGCCAGGUCAAGAAGUACCUGUGCCUUCUGAGCCGGGUCAAGAAAUACCUGCACCUUCAGAGCCAGGUCAAGAAGUACCUGCCCCUUCGGAGCCAGGUCAAAAAGUACCUGCGCCUUCUGAGCCAGGUCAAGAAGUACCUGCGCAUUCAGAACCAGGUCAAGAAAUACCUGCGCCUUCAGAGCCAGGUCAAAAAGUACCAGGGCCUUCGGAGCCAGGUCAAGAAGUACCUGCCCCUUUGGAGCCAGGUCAAAAAGUACCAGGGCCUUCGGAGCCAGGUCAAGAAGUACCUGCGCAUUCAGAGCCAGGUCAAGAAAUACCUGCGCCUUCAGAGCCAGGUCAAGAAGUACCUGCCCCUUCGGAGCCAGGUCAAAAAGUACCUGCGCCUUCGGAGCCAGGUCAAGAAGUACCUGCGCCUUCGGAGCCAGCCUGAGCCCAGUGUGGGGGAUGUUAAAGGACCAGAGGAAGAGUCACAACUCACAGGUGUAGAAGAUGUUUCAGAACCAAAAGGAGAGGUGGUUGAUGCCGCAGGAUCAGAAAAACUAGUGCCAGAGGCCUCUGAACCUGAAGCAAAAGUAAUUGAGGAAGAGCUAGCUGAUGUGAAACCAGCAGAAGAAGAGGUUCCAGCACGAGAUGAUAAAGAUGUCGAAAGAAAGGAGGAAGAGGUUUUGCGGGUAGAACAAGUUAAACCUCCAGCAGAAACAACUGCAGAACCAGAAACUGCACCGACAAGGGAAAGCCAAGUACCCAAAGUAACAGAAAUGGCACCUGUGGAAGUUUGGACUGCAGAAUCAGAAAAGGAGCAAGAAGAAGUACCAGAACUGACUGAGUCGGUGGUAGAGAUGAAAAAGGUACCAAACGAACCAGGACCUGGGAAAGAUUUAGAAGUACUGGAUGUAACUGAGGUCCCAUUACCACAAUCUGAAGAAGUCGUGGAACAAGUGAAGGUUGCUGAAAGCCCAAAACCAAAAGAAGCUUCUCAACUUGUCAAAGGCACAGCUGACAGUUUACCACCAGAGGAAAAGCUACCAGAAGCCUCAGAGCCAGAAUCUAAAGAAGAGGUAAUAGAGGAAGUCCAACAAUCAGAAGGGGAGCAUCUUCAUGGCCUAGAAUCGGAUCCAGGUGAGGGGAUAGUAGAGAUGUUAGAACCAGAACCUAAAAAAGAUGCUACUGAGCCACCAGCUGAAUCAAUUAAAAUCCUGCACCCCUUGGAUGGUGUGGACAACCUUCCUUUUGGAGAGGAUGCUGUUCAGGUCAUUGAAGAUAAAAACCUCCUGCAUCCUGUCAGACCUGAUUAUCAUCACCCAGCAGAGGAGCAUAAUUUACCCGUCAUACCAGUCCAGCCUUCCAGCGAAGAUGUAGUCAAACCUGACCAUGACUAUCCCAUCAUUGAUCAUUUUUACAAUGAGGAGGAUGUAGAGAGUGUAGACGCUCAGGUGGAGCAUGAAACCGAUUCCGCCACAAUGACAGAAACGACAAAAGGCGAUUCACACUUGGAGACAAUCUCUGAUAUCACAGAAGUGACAGCUGCAGACACGACAGGCACAUCAGAGGGCACAGAAGCCACUGAAGAGUUGCCAGAGGAGACACAAAAAAGUGAUUUAUCCCCAGAAACAGACAUCAGUGUGACAGCACCACCCGCUUCAUACUCAUUGCCUACACCUCCAGCAACUUCUGUCGAUGUUUCUGAAGUGUUUUUACCCAUCCCGGCAAUUGACUCUGGACUCUUUGAGGUAGCAGAGGAAUCUGAAGUCCCCAUUGUUACUGAGUCUCCUGAGGGUGAUAGCGCUGAGUCGGAGGUCGAGUCAGAGCAAAGCGAGCCAGCUGUCGUCAUUAUCGAUGAAGACUUGGGAGGCUACGUAAAAAAAGAAGGCGGAAGCCCCACCACCCCGCCGGAUGCUACCGAAGACAUGGUGGAAGAAGCUGUGCAGGACCUGGCUGUGGAGCUGGAUCAAACCAGCGUGGUGGCCACAGAACCAAAUGAGCUCCUGGAAAAGGGUGAAGAGGGGAGUGGCUUCCUGUCUGUGCAGGAGGAACACAGGACCAUCGUCACCACGGCCACACCUCCACUGAGAUACCUAACCACUCCCACCAUGACCACGGCCAGCCACGGCCGGGAGCUGGUGGUGUUCUUCAGCCUGCGCGUCACCAACAUGGACUUCUCUGAGGACCUCUUCAACAAGACUUCGCCUGAGUACAGGUCCCUGGAGAACACCUUCUUAGAUGUGCUGCUGCCGUUCCUGCAGGCCAACCUGACGGGCUUCAAAAAACUGGAGAUCCUCAACUUCAGGAAGGGCAGCGUGGUCGUCAACAGCAAGAUGAAGUUCGCCAAGUCGGUGCCGUACAACAUCACCGAGGCGGUCCACUGCAUCCUGGAGGAGUUUUGCACCGCUGCCGCCAAGAAGCUGCACAUCCAGAUUGACACCCACUCUCUGGACAUCGAACCAGCUGAUCAGGCCGAUCCCUGCAAGUUCCAAGCCUGCGGUGAGUUUUCUCGCUGCGUGGUGAACGCCUGGACGAAGGAGGCGGAGUGUCAGUGUCAGUUGGGCUUCGUGUCAGUGGACGGCCUGCCCUGCCAGAGCCUGUGUGUCCUCCAGCCGAACUACUGCCAAGGAGGGGAGUGCCGCAUAGUUCCCGGAUACGGAGCCGUGUGCAGGUAAAUGACGAUGUAUGCAGACUGUGUAUCAGCAAGUCCA